Lemur catta (Ring-tailed lemur) is the source of this 4638-nucleotide messenger RNA. RefSeq names its product golgi associated PDZ and coiled-coil motif containing (gene GOPC). Gene Ontology annotation, biological process: negative regulation of protein localization to cell surface. Gene Ontology annotation, cellular component: trans-Golgi network transport vesicle; membrane; Golgi apparatus. The record is from RefSeq and is a predicted model, not a curated record. The transcript has 9 exons. The coding region runs from base 253 to 1644 and encodes 463 amino acids. NCBI's taxonomy places the organism in Eukaryota, Metazoa, Chordata, Mammalia, Primates, Lemuridae. Gene Ontology annotation, molecular function: transmembrane transporter binding.
ACGCAUGCGCAGCGGGGGCGGGCCCGAAGGUGGGACGGUCCGAGGCUUCCGUGUGCCGCCGCGGCCGCCGCCUCAGCCUCGCCGCGGCUGCCCCUCUGAGGCUGUCUUGCCGGCGUUAGCUGCGCGAGGCGAAGCGCGGGGACCGACGGAGCGUGCGUGCGUGCGCGGGGUUCCCCGCAGUCCCAGCAGUUCCCCUCGCGCCGGGCGGGCGGCGAGGGUCAGCAGGAGUCGGGGGAGGCCCUAGACGGCGCCAUGUCGGCUGGCGGCCCAUGCCCGGCAGGAGCCGGAGGGGGCCCAGGGGGCGCCUCCUGUGCCGUGGGGGUCUCCCCCGGCGGGGUGUCCAUGUUCCGGUGGCUGGAGGUGCUGGAGAAGGAGUUCGACAAGGCCUUCGUGGAUGUAGAUCUGCUCCUGGGCGAGAUCGAUCCGGACCAAGCGGACAUCACUUACGAGGGGCGACAGAAGAUGACCAGCCUGAGCUCAUGCUUUGCACAGCUUUGCCACAAAGCCCAGACUGUGUCCCAAAUCAACCACAAGCUGGAGGCACAAUUGGUGGAUCUGAAAUCUGAACUGACGGAAACCCAAGCAGAGAAAGUUGUAUUGGAGAAAGAAGUACAUGAUCAGCUUUUACAGUUGCACUCUAUUCAGCUUCAGCUUCAUGCUAAAACUGGUCAAAGUGUUGACUCUGGUACCAUUAAGGCAAAACUGUCUGUCCCCUCUGUGGAGGAGCUGGAAAGAGAGCUUGAAGCAAACAAAAAAGAAAAAAUGAAAGAAGCUCAGCUUGAAGCUGAAGUGAAAUUGUUGAGAAAAGAGAACGAGGCCCUUCGUAGACAUAUAGCUGUUCUCCAGGCUGAAGUGUAUGGGGCAAGACUGGCUGCCAAGUACUUGGAUAAGGAACUGGCAGGAAGGGUCCAACAAAUACAGUUACUAGGACGAGAUAUGAAGGGACCUGCUCAUGAUAAGCUUUGGAACCAGUUAGAAGCUGAAAUACAUUUGCAUCGUCACAAAACUGUGAUCAGAGCCUGCAGAGGACGCAAUGACUUGAAACGACCAAUGCAAGCACCGCCAGGCCAUGAUCAAGACUCCUUAAAGAAAAGCCAAGGGGUUGGUCCAAUUAGGAAAGUUCUCCUCCUUAAGGAAGAUCACGAAGGCCUUGGCAUUUCAAUUACAGGUGGGAAAGAACAUGGUGUCCCAAUCCUCAUCUCUGAGAUCCAUCCAGGGCAACCUGCUGAUAGAUGCGGAGGGCUGCACGUUGGGGAUGCUAUUUUAGCAGUCAAUGGAGUUAACCUAAGGGACACAAAGCAUAAAGAAGCUGUAACCAUUCUUUCCCAGCAGAGAGGAGAGAUCGAAUUUGAAGUGGUUUAUGUGGCUCCUGAAGUGGAUUCUGAUGAUGAAAAUGUAGAGUAUGAAGAUGAAAGUGGACAUCGUUACCGUUUGUACCUUGAUGAGUUAGAAGGAGGUGGUAAUCCUGGUGCUAGUUGCAAAGACACAAGUGGGGAAAUCAAAGCGUUACAAGGAUUUAAUAAGAAGGCAGUAACUGAUGCACAUGAAAAUGGAGACCUGGGAACUUCAAGUGAAACUCCACUAGAUGAUAGUGCUUCAAAAUUAGAUGAUCUGAGCAGUCUGUAUCAUAAAAAAUCGUAUUAAAUUGACUGUAUCUCCAGAUAGGAUUGUUAAUCAGACUAUUCUGAAUUUGGGGCACUAGGGAAGAUGGUGACAAAGACUAUACAAGACCAAGAGGGAGGCUGUUUGUUGCCUAAAUGAAAGGCGGGUACCUCAGGGCUUCGUGUGAGCAAUUCUAAAUACAUAAAACCCCCUGUUUUCUGUGGUAUACUAGAAUUAGCUACUGCAUGUAAAGCAAUUUUGAUUUUCUUGAAAUUGUAAGCACCAAAGCAUGUGUUUCCCAAAGGGGUAUUACUAGGCUAUUAAGCACCAAAUGAAAUACUGCUGUUUUAUUUGGUUCCUUUUCCAUUGUAGGACAGUGCUAACUGGAAUUUUAUACGAAAUAGCCUUUAAAUACAGAGAGUAAAUGAAUUCAUAUUAUAUAUUUCAGAAUGUUAACUGUGGUGUUUCAGGGGACAGAACUUGACUCAAUGAAUUGCAGAAAUACAAGCUUAAUUUUUUUUAAACUGAAAGAACAGUCUUAGGCUUUUUUUUUUUUUACUUUAUUGUGCAUCCUGAUAUCUAAAUCAAUUCUCAAUGAUCAUUUACUGUAAUGAGUUUGCCUUUCAGCUUUAUUCAGUGCAGUCCAAAAUAGUUUUCUUUAAGCAAUCUUUUACCAAUCAGUGCUGCGCUAGAAACAGUUUCUGAAAAGUUGCUGUACAUUUAACUUUUUUGGUUUUUAAAAGAAAUGCAGAAGAAUGUAAAAUAUCCGUUCUCAAUUAUGUUGAUCUGUGCAUGAUGUUGGGGCAUUUACCCAUUAAUAUUUAGUCUCAAAUGCUUAUUUUCUGGGAUCCACGAAAGUUUUAUACAUUUUGAGUUGUUCAUAAAGUUUGUCUUGUGAUAGUACUAGCACUUAAAGGUAAAUUUUUCUGGUAGUAAAAGCUCAAAUUUAUUGCUGUGUCACAAAAUACACUGCAUUCAAACAGCAGGUUUUUUUCCUAGUAGCCGAUUCACCAAUCAUCUCAAAAGCUAAGGGCAAAGGUGGGCAAGAUAAGGUGAAGACAUUUUAAUACGGUACUUGUUUGGUUGGGUUUUCAUGUCAAUGUAUGUUUGACUAAAGCACUUUUCAUAUGUAAACUAUGAAUUUGCUGGUUCUCAUACCCCAGGAUUAAGCAUGGAGUGCCUCCUCUCUUAUUUACUGUUCUGCAGGCCAUUGUACCCUGCUGGGCAAAGACAAACAUUGCAUUUCAAGAGGUGAUAGUUUGGCUAAUAUCACUGUUUUAAAGGAUAUGCAUUUAAGUAAAGUGGGAGAAAGCCUACAAGGCUUUUAGAAUAUUACCAGUAUCUUCAUUUCUAGCAUACAAAUGUUAUAUGAUAAAACACGUUUUGUUUUCCCAGAUGCACUAUAUAUUUGUUCAAAGGUAAAAUCUAUAAUAUGUAUAUACUUUAUUUUGUGAUUUUGCUAUUUAUAAAUUUAAUGUUUUAACUGUUGCUCAUUUAUGGUUUGUUUUGGGUGGUUUUGUUCUUCUGUAUAUCACUGUGUUAAUUUGUAAUAGAAGUGCACUUCAUAGUAUAUAUUGUUACUGAUAUGAAAAUACUUUAUAGUAUAACAUUGCCUCUAAGCAAAAGCUAGUAUUUAAUUGUACAAAUGAAUAAGCAAGUUACAUGUUAUUGUUUGCUCCUGACAGGGUAAGGCCUCGUAAAGGAAAAAAAUUGUUUUUUCAGUAUGCAUUCCCCUAUGCCAAACACAUACACCCCUAUGCAUGCCAUGAGAUUUGCAAACUGGAUUUUAGCCAUUGUAUUUAUUUAGUAAAAAAAAAAUUCUGUAGUAGAGAAUCUGAAAACUUUUUUUCUUUGACAUGAAACCAUGUUAUUCUUCUUAAGACACAGCCUGGGAUGGAAUGACCAUGGCAUUUUUUCAGAGAAUCUCCUUUAUAUACUAUGACUGAAUCCUUGGGAAAUGGAAGCUAUAACCCUUUGAUUUUCAAGAACUACCUAAUAAGUGUAUAAAAGGGUUUUUUUAGAACCUUGAAUUGAAAUUCUUGUGAGGUUGCUGUAUAAUUUGAAGGAUUGUCUGAGAUGGUUAUGAUAUAAAUUCGUUUCAAGGGCUGAUAAACAGAAUGAAAAUUUUUCCGAGUAGUUUAAAAUUCCACAGGUCACCUUCCUUUUCAUUCCUGCUUCACCAUGGUUUGCAAGCCUGCAUGAGAACACUAUUGCUCAGAUGCUACUGUGAGCUUCCUGUUAGGUGUUAGAAAGUACCUAGUUAAAAGUUCACUUUAGAAAAUACGGUCUUUGGGGAUGAACUAAAAAUUAUAGACUUUUCCAAAGGACUGAGUAAGAACCAGUUUUAAUAUUUUCACAUUUAUAGGAAAGAAACUAAUAGGUAACAUUGAAGCUACUAUGACAAAGCCAAACAGAUAAGGAAGGAACUGUUGCAGAGCCAUUCCAAUGAAAAAGGGAAAGAAAAAGAAAAAUACACACAUGCAUACAGAAACAGAAUAGUUGAGAAAAACUUUUCAAUAGAACAUGGGUGGGUGUGUGUGUGUGUAUGUGUGUGUACAUUUACAAUUAACCUCUAAAAUUCUCUUCUAUAGUAUCUCUAUUACGAAGAUGAUGGAAAAGAAAAUUUGGGUUAUGGGACUAUUAUUAAAAUAGAUUUAAGAAAGAUGAAAAUUUUGUGAGUCUUGGAAAUUAUAACUGAGCAGUCAUCAAAAGUUAACACAUUUUGUCCAUGGUGCUGUUUUUUUCCCCCACCACAGUGGACUUAUUUUGUUUUCAUGUUAAAAAACAAAAAGACAAACUGGUUCACAUGUAAGCUGCACAUUGUUUGACAUCCUUAUUAUGUAAUCUGCUAUUCCACUUGUUCAGUCUUCUACUUAUGGUUGGCCUCAGAUCUACAGCAUUCAUGACAAAUGUACUAUAUCUAGUUGAGUUUAAUAUUUUUUUAUUAGCCUGUAAAUAAAGAUGGCAUCUUCUACAUUAAAAUGAUAAUAAUCUCAUUUUUUAAAAAUAAACAUUUUGUGUUUCUCUUACAUUAAA